AUGGCGCUGGAACGCCAUUCGAUGCAGCAAGCCUACUUCACAUCAGUUGCAUUUGAGUGGUUCUUCUUUAAGAUGGAUAGUAUCAAAGUGGCGCGUAACACACCCGGGAUCAUGAAACAUCUGAAAGCGAACCUUGUCCGGCAGCCCUUCACUUGCGAAGCAUUGAAAGCAUGCCUCUGGCUGCUUAGCAGUUUCAAGGUACUCCCUGGUGGCACGUAA
Molecule: messenger RNA, 219 nt
Organism: Penicillium canescens
Lineage: Eukaryota; Fungi; Ascomycota; Eurotiomycetes; Eurotiales; Aspergillaceae
Exons: 1
Coding region: 1-219 (72 amino acids)
Source: RefSeq, a predicted model, not a curated record